AUGGACACCAACGGCCACUUUCCGGCCCGCGCAUACGAGGAUGAGAUUGUUGUCGAUACCCAAUCCAACGGUUUUCAUUCGUCUCCCGUCCGUGUCGCGUCUGACCAUGAGGACCUGUCUAUGGAUGACGCCCGGGACCGGUCCCCAGACCUGUACCUCAAGCGGAAACGAUCGUCUAUCUACAACGAUACCGCCGACGACAGCAGAGACCGCAGUCCCCCAUCGCACGAAACCACGCACUUUGAAGCGUGGCGCCGGACGCCCAAGACAACACAGCCAGCAGCACCUCAAGCGCCGACGACAAACGCCAAAUCCAUUGCCCUCGGCUAUUGGCGCGACUCCAGUGUGCCUGACGUGUCCGAGCGCCAUGCAGUCGUUGGUUUCAUUGACACGCGCGACCGGCUGCGCACCCGGGUCAUCCAGUUCACCCGUAUCGGUCAGCCUAUCUCAUCCGAGUACCCCCUCCCACCGGGCCCCGGUGGCAGCUGGGUGACAUUCGAGCGCGUCGUCUUCGAGAAGCACCUGAUCGGCCUUGACCACAAUCAGGUCAAGGAGUAUGUCAAAAUUCGCACCGAUGCGCUUAGCGUGCCUGAGACACCCGAGGAGAGUGAUCUGGCCGAAAAGGCCGCUGUCAAGGAAGCGAUGCGUCGCGCGGCCAUGCACCCAAUUCCUGACAACCAGCCACCCGCCCAGAUUGCAUACGGCGUUGAUCUACCAGAUUAUGUCGUCAACGCGAACCGUCCGGAUAAGAAGCGGCGUAUGGGCAGCCACUACGGUGUUUCCUUGCCAUCCAUGGACCCGGGCCCAAGCGCGCUCGACGCCCCGUUGCCCUCCAACGGCCACCUGGCGCAAAUCGGGUCGGCCUCCGUGGCGUCCGCCAUCCAGAGGUCUGCCAUUGACCUUCUGCCUGGCACACGGCCCACCAAGAUUCUGUUGGGCUACUGGCGCGGCUCGAGCGAGGAGAAAGUCGAAGACAAGCACGCUGUCUUUGGCAUCCUCGGUGCCAACGACAUGUUCCGUGUCAAAGUGACGCGCGAGACGCGCGACGGCCGACCGGUUCUCGGCAACUUUCCACAGGGCGCCGGCGCUCUGUGGAUCCAUUACGACGAGGUCGAGUUCGAAAAUCACAUCCGGCAUCUGUCCCGCCCCGAGGUUAAGGAAUACGUCCGUGUGCGUCAGCGUCAGAUCGACGAAGGCGAGAAGCCUAGUGAGCGCACCGCCAACGAGGCAAAUGCCGUGUACGAUGCCCAGGCCCGUGUUAUCAACGCAGGCGGUGCUGCGCAAAGCACCCUGGGCACCUCUGGCCGACUUGAUACUAUCAGUUUUGCCACUGCGGCCAACCUUAAUCGGGAAGCGGGUCGCAUUGUUGACCGUCACGAGCUCGCCAGGACUGGUGGUGACCUUACUUUGGACAAGAACGGCGUGGUGCCGUCCUCCUAUCCAGAUGGCGUCCUGGACGGCCGUGCCCGACGCGAGAGUUCGGGUCCGGAGCUGCGCCAGAGCCGCCGCUCCACCCUUGACAUCCGCGAGCCAGCGGUCCCGGCGUCGAUUUCCGCUGCGCCUGGUGGCGUUGGGUCGGCCAACCCGCUUGCACCCCGUGGCGGUCGGCACUCUCUUCCCGCUGGGCCCGGCCUGUCAGCGAACCGGCCUCAGCUUGUUGGUGAUAAUACCGAUCGCGUGGAGCGCACUAACAGUCUCGCCCGUCGUGAGAUCACGCGUAUGGAGAGCAUCCAGCAGCGCAACGAGCAACGGGCCGGCAGCCACCACAACGGUAUUCAGGCAGCGACGAACGGUGGCGGUAGUGCAGGUGGUGGUAGCAGCGCCGACGAAAGCGGCGGUAAGAGCAGUCGCCAGGCCUUCGACGAGAACAUCGGCCGCCUUAACAAGGUCUGGGCGUCGCAGGAGGCGUCGCGGCUGCGCAGCACCGGCAACGAAGACACCAAGAUCUACAUGGGCGUCAAGUAUGAGCGCAAACCGACGGGUCCCUUUAAGGGCAAGCUGGUGAGCCCCGGCACGAUUCUGUCGAUUGACGGCGAAGACUAUGUUGAAUACCGCGUUCUCACGAAGCCGACCUUUUUCUAA
Molecule: messenger RNA, 2082 nt
Organism: Sporothrix brasiliensis 5110
Lineage: Eukaryota; Fungi; Ascomycota; Sordariomycetes; Ophiostomatales; Ophiostomataceae
Exons: 1
Coding region: 1-2082 (693 amino acids)
Source: RefSeq, a predicted model, not a curated record